GUGAGGGACUGGCCUGCCAAGGUGGUUCAGAGGCGCCUGGCUCCAUCCCGCCCCGCAGCCAUUCUGGUUGUCUAGGACGGCCCAGGAACAUUCUCUUCCCAGCCACGCGCUGUCGGCCUCCUGGACUACAACAUCCAGCAGGCCCCGCGGCCCCGCGUCUGACUUGCGCAGUAGCCUCGGUUGUAAAAUGCUAUGACAACAGGGCUCAGGCGGCUGGGAUUUAGGUUGGAUUGGGGAGGUGUCUUCCGCAGGCUGUUGGCUUGCAGCCUCACCCCUCGUGCAGCGUCCUCGGUGGUUUCAUCCUCUGUGUGAGCUUCUGGACUUGCAGUUGUUCUCUCUUGCCUUGUGGCUUUCGAGGGAUCCAUGUCGUUUCCCCUGCUUGCCUCAGGGGGAUGAGAAGGGGUGCAGGAGAGCUUGGAGGGACUCUCUCCAACUCCGGAGCUGGUGUUGCUGCCUGGCGGGAUUCUGUCUACCCGGGGACGUGAAAAACUUUGAACACAAGACCAAGAGGUACUAGUGGAGUUAAGGGUUGCUUUCCCCUGCACGGCGGUUACUUCUGCUCCAUCACCGGAUCCUCCUCAGGAGUUCUGAAAGGGAAGUCUGUGGAUAGCGGGUCCGUAGAUAGGCUAGGCAAAGUCCACUUGUUGGCAUCAGGGUGAAAGAACAUGUCCUUAUUUAAAGCCCGUGAUUGGUGGUCUACUGUGCUGGGAGAGAAGGAAGAGUUUGACCAGGGCUGUUUGUGUUUGGCUGACGUCGACAACAGUGGAAAUGGACAAGAUAAAAUCAUCGUGGGCAGCUUCAUGGGCUACCUGAGAAUCUUUAAUCCCCAUGCCGUAAAAACCGGAGAUGGGCCUCAGGCUGAAGAUUUACUUCUAGAAGUGCAGCUGCGGGACCCGGUGCUGCAAGUGGAAGUCGGCAAGUUUGUCUCAGGCACUGAAAUGCUUCAUUUGGCUGUGCUGCAUUCUAGAAAGCUCUGUGUCUACUCUGUCUCAGGAACAUUGGGUAAUGUAGAACAUGGGAACCAAUAUCAGAUAAAAUUAAUGUAUGAGCACCAUCUUCAGAGGACAGCCUGCAAUAUGACUUAUGGACCCUUUGGUGGUAUAAAAGGUCGAGAUUUAAUUUGUAUCCAGUCUAUGGAUGGGAUGCUGAUGGUGUUCGAGCAGGAAAGCUAUGCUUUUGGCAGGUUUCUCCCGGGUUCUCUUCUGCCUGGCCCUCUUGCUUACAGUCCCCGAACAGAUUCCUUCAUCACUGUCUCCUCUUGCAGACAAGUGGAAAGUUACAAGUACCAAGUUCUUGCCUUUGCAACGGAUGCAGAUAAAAAGCAGGAGACGGAACAGCAAAAACUUGGUUCCGGAAAAAGACUAGUUGUGGACUGGACUCUGAAUAUUGGAGAGCAAGCUCUUGAUAUUUGUAUCAUCCCUUUUAACCAGUCUGCAUCUUCUGUUUUUGUUCUUGGUGAGAGAAACUUUUUUUGCCUGAAGGACAAUGGGCAGAUUCGAUUCAUGAAGAAACUGGAUUGUAGCCCCAGCUGUUUUCUCCCGUACUGCUCUGUUUCUGAAGGCACGAUAAAUACUCUGAUUGGAAACCAUAAUCACAUGCUGCAUGUUUACCAGGAUGUGACACUGAAGUGGGCCACACAGCUCCCCCAUGUUCCUGUAGCCGUCAGGGUGGGCAGUUUGCACUUCCCAGAUUACAGUCAAGCGCUGCCAUGCCCAGGAUGCCUUUGUUUCAGUGAUUUGAAGGGUGUGAUAGUGACUCUCAGUGAUGAUGGUCACCUGCAGUGUUCAUAUCUUGGGACAGACCCUUCUCUGUUCCAAGCUCCAAAAGUUGAAUCAAGAGAGCUCAACUAUGAUGAACUUGAUGUAGAGUUGAAAGAACUGCAGAGAAUCAUCAAAGAUGUAAAAUCUCAAGGUGUUUGGCCCAUGACCGAAAGAGAAGAAGACUUGAAAGUCUUUGCUGUAGUCUCCUCUAGCCUUGAUUCUGUGUCUCAAGCCACUAACAUUGAGGUUGGAACCGACUCUGUUCCGUCCAUCACAGUGAAGAUUACCCUGCAGAAUCGAGUGGUGUUGCAAAAAGUCAAAUUGUCAGUCUAUGUGCAGCCUCCAUUAGUACUUACUUGUGAUCAGUUCACCUUUGACUUUGCAGUACCAGAUAUGACCAGCGUAGCAGCAUUUUCUGUUUACCUGAAGAAAAAUUACAUACCAUCUGAAUUAGAAGGAAAUGCAGUUGUUUCUUAUUCCAGACCAACAGAUCGAAAUCCUGAUGGAAUUCCUCGGGUUAUCCAAUGUAAAUUUAGACUUCCUCUGAAACUAAUUUGCCUACCAGGUCAGCCUUCAAAAACUGCAAGCCAGAAACUCACUAUCGACACCAACAAAUCUCCUGUCAGCCUGCCCAUCCUCUUCCCAGACUUUGCCAGUCAUUCAGAUGAUGAUCAGAUAAAUGUAAUGGGUUUCCGUCUCCUAGGCGGCUCUCGAGUUACUCUUCUUGCUUCCAGAACUUCUCAACGAUACCGAAUUCAGAGUGAACAAUUUGAAGAUCUGUGGCUCAUAACAAAUGAACUUAUCCUCCGCCUUCUGGAAUAUUUUGAAAAACAGGGAAUCAAAGAUUUUGCAUGUUCUUUUUCUGGAUGUAUUCCCCUUCAAGAAUAUUUUGAGUUGAUUGAUCAUCAUUUUGAGCUGCGGAUAAAUGGUGAAAAAUUAGAAGAACUUUUAUCUGAAAGAGCUGUGCAAUUUCGGGCCAUCCAGCGCCGGCUUCUAACAAGAUUCAGAGAUAAGACACCUGCCCCACUCCAACACCUGGACACCCUGCUAGAUGGAACGUACAAGCAGGUGAUUGCUCUAGCAGAUGCAGUGGAGGAGAACCAAGACAGGCUGUUGCAGUCCUCUGCUGGCCUGAGGAGUGCCACCCAUUUGCUGAUCCUGCUCGUCAGGCUGUGGCAGAAGCUGAGUGCUGACCAGACUGCUAUUCUAGAAGCAGCGUUUCUGCCUCUACAGGAAGACACACAGGAACUGGGCUGGGAAGAAACAGUGGAUGCUGCCAUUGCCCACCUAUUGAAAACCUGCCUGUCGAAGAGUUCCAAGGAGCAAGCUUUGAGCCUCAGCAGCCAACUGACCAUACCCAAAGACACCAGCCGGCUGAAGAAGCACAUCACUUUGCUCUGUGAUAGAUUAGCUAAAGGUGGGCGUCUCUGCCUGAGCACUGAUGCUGCAGCCCCACAGGCCCUGGUCAUGCCAG
This is a messenger RNA of Cricetulus griseus (Chinese hamster), 3234 nucleotides long. NCBI's taxonomy places the organism in Eukaryota, Metazoa, Chordata, Mammalia, Rodentia, Cricetidae. The record is from RefSeq and is a predicted model, not a curated record.